CUCUAGGAGCCUGGGGGGGUUGAGUAUGCACUUCAAUGUACACUAGGUCUGACUUCAAAUCCUGAAAGUACAUGAUGGAAAGGUCAGAAAAAACUUACUUUCCCAUUUUGGUUCAUGGUCGUUUGGCGGGAAAGAUGGCGGAAGGGCUCAAAAAAUGCAUAAGGGCGUAAUUUCCCAAAUAUGGUCAUGUUAUAUAUCAAUCGAUCACGAAUUUAAUACUGAUCAAUAAUCACAUUAGAACUUGGGUCUGAAAAUGUAUCGUUCAAAAGUUAGAAGCAUUUAAGUGAAGUUCGGUAUCUUAUCUUUUCAAAAAAUAAGGGAAACAAGAAACUUACAAGUACAGAGAAUGGAAGAAAUGCUAUAUUUAACUGUUCAAAAAGUUUGAAUGAUGAUUUAUUGAAGGGGAUACCAUUGAGUCAAUACGAUGAUAUCAACUACCAUGUCAAUACUUGCUAUCCCCGGUAUGUACGUUCUAAAGAGAGAUUUGAAAGUAGGAAUGAAACAGCAACAAGCACAGAAGAUCUUGAAGUUAAACCAAAACGAAAAAAAAACAAAUGUUUCCAGUCCUCCACCUCUAGCUGAGAAGCCAUGUGUUAUUUGUAACCAUAUCAAAUUCAAAGGUGAUUUGAAGCGUUUUCGAAUUUGCGAAAUAAGACGAGCUAAUUCAUUUUUAUCUGCAAUAAAAUUCAACAAAGAUGCUGUUUAUGACAGAUGUGUUUUACUCAAGUGUCCUGGUGAUAUUUUUGCAGCUGACAUUGUGUAUCACAGAAAGUGCUUGAAUGGCUAUAUUGUGAAAUUUGAACGUGAUAUAGAAGCUAUAAUGCAUGCCAGAAACGAACAUCAUGAAGGGGCAGUAUUUGCAAAUUCAUUUAAAAACUUCCUUUCAACUCUGGAUUUGAAAAAACAUGCUUAUUCAAUGUCAUUUUGUCGAGACCAGUUGAAUGAAAUUUUGGAAAAGGAACAUAAUAGUGAAGCCUAUGUUACGAACAGAACAUUGAAGACACUUCUAAUUGACAACUUUGGAGAAGAAUUAUCAUUUACAUAUCCAAAAGAUAGGAAGAAAUCACAGAUGUUUUAUUUAUCUGACACACACACUACUGCAACAGUUAUAGAAACAAUGCGAACAAACAACCCAAUUGAAGUAUGUGCAAAUAAAUUGAGAUCAGAGUGUGAGAACUUUGACUUUAACCUCGAUAACAGCUUCAGAUAUGCCAGUGAUUUAGAGCUAAGUUUACAGUACUAUCAUUCAAGUAAUUGCCCAGUGUAUUCACGACACAUGUAAAUCGAAAAAUCUGAUUCAAAUUUUGAACCGCUUAGGACUGUGUAUCAGUUAUGACGACCUAGAACGUAUUGACAUUGGCAUCACCCAACACACAAUUGAUAUAGCUGGUACAAAUAGAGUACCAAUAUCAAAAAGUAUCACAUCAACUUCCAUUAUUCACGGUGCUACUGAUAAUUUUGAUCAUGAUGAAAACACACCAUCUGGAAUAGGAGGGAGCCAUGAUACUAUCCUCAUGCUCUUUCAAAAUGAAAAGAAGGACCGUGAGGGGAACACAAUGAGCCAAAAAACUGAAGAAAUUCGUAAAUUUUCACGACAGAAAAGAAGUCUUAGCUGUGCUUUAGAUUGCCAGAAUUUGAUUAAGAUGGAAAGAUUUUCAAAACGUGGUGAAAUUUCAAAUGAUUUCAUCUCAAAGAAGCCUCCAAAUCUAACGGCUGUUAUUAAAAAAUCACAAAAGUAUUAUGAAACAUGGAUUGCUGCAAGGUAUUUCUCUGGUGAUAGUAAUGCUGGUAUUCCAAACUGCAAACGCGAAGAGUGUCAAAACCCAUUUGGAUGAAAUUAGUAAAUCUCUAUAUCAUCAACGAACAAAGGCGCAUGAUAUUUUUGUUAUAAUAGUUUUUUAUAUAUAUAGUGUCGUUUUACUCUUAUCGUUUGAUCAAGAUUUUUUAUCAAGAGCCUGAAUAAAAUAAUUUACAAUACUCCAAAUUAUGAUCAGUAUUAAAAUUUUUAGUUUAGUAUGCUUCACUUAAAUGCUUCUAACUUUUGAACAGUACCCAAGUUCAGACCCAAGUUCUAAUGUGAUUAUUGAUCAGUAUUAAAUUUGUGAUCGAUUGAUAUAUAACAUGACCAUAUUUGGGAAAUUACGCCCUUAUGCAUUUUUUGCGCCCUUCCGCCAUCUUUCCCGCCAAACGACCAUGAACCAAAAUGGGAAAGUAAGUUUUUUCUGACCUUUCCAUCAUGUACUUUCAGGAUUUGAAGUCAGACCUAGUGUACAUUGAAGUGCA
Hydractinia symbiolongicarpus is the source of this 2283-nucleotide messenger RNA. RefSeq lists its product as uncharacterized. Lineage: Eukaryota; Metazoa; Cnidaria; Hydrozoa; Anthoathecata; Hydractiniidae. The transcript has 2 exons. Bases 425 to 1282 code for a protein of 285 amino acids. The record is from RefSeq and is a predicted model, not a curated record.